Rhagoletis zephyria (snowberry fruit fly) is the source of this 576-nucleotide messenger RNA. The record is from RefSeq and is a predicted model, not a curated record. NCBI's taxonomy places the organism in Eukaryota, Metazoa, Arthropoda, Insecta, Diptera, Tephritidae.
AUGGCCAUACCUUUUGUCGAUUUUUAUCGCAAAAUCGGCAAAAGUUUAGAUUUGCGAGGACUAAUGAACAUGUUCACUGGCGAUGACCAAAACAGUUGUCGUGUUGGGAAGUCGGAAGAUGCUUGCCACAAAUUCCUCGUCCAAAUAGCCGGUCCUACAACUCACGUGAAUCACAACCGAGUUAUAGUGUAUUUGCAUUAUUUUCCAGCUCCCGUCUCAAUGUGGCAAGUGGUGCACUUUGCUCAGAAUCAACAAACAGCAACAUUUUCACAUUUCGACUAUAAAAAUGAAUCUUUAAACAUCGCCGAGUACGGCACCAUUCAUGCUCCUGAAUAUCCUUUGGCAAAAAUUAGUCCAAAAACCAAAAUGGUCAUAGCAUGGGGUGCAACAGACUAUCUAGUUAGUCCUGAAGAUGUGCAGCACUUGAUUCAAAUUAUCAAACCAGUGUUAAAAGACAACCUGAUUGAGUACAAAGUUCCUUCGGAGCAGUUUAAUCAUUUAGACUUUGUAAUUGGAGUGGACGCUGGAAAGUUGCUUUAUGAUCAAACUAUUGGUUGGCUAGAUCAAUGGGCAUAA